Lachancea meyersii CBS 8951 is the source of this 4188-nucleotide messenger RNA. Lineage: Eukaryota; Fungi; Ascomycota; Saccharomycetes; Saccharomycetales; Saccharomycetaceae. The record is from the annotation of a GenBank genome assembly.
AUGUCGACGAUUCAAAGCGAUGUGGCUGUUGAUCCCGUAACGAUCGUGAUAAAGGAAUGCAUUACCCUUUCGACUGCCAUGCGCAAAUACUCCAAGUAUACCUCUCAGACCGGUGUGGCAGCGCUGCUGAGUGGCGGUAGUGAAAUUUUCAGCAACCAGGAUGACUCGCUUGCCGAUACUUUCAACAAUUUGUCCACGAGCAAAAACAAAGACCCGCUUUUAUCAGGGUUGGUGCAAUUGAGACUCAUGCUCAACAAUCUGAGCUCGCUGGACUCAAUCGACUCUUUGACUUUACUACAGCCCUUUCUAGUCGUAAUAAGCACACCUACUAUUUCGGGCUACAUCACAUCCCUAGCGCUCGACUCGUUACAAAAAUUCAUCACUUUCAAUAUCAUAUCUGAAAAGUCAAUCAACCACACGGUUGCGUACCGUGAGGCGGUCAAUGCUCUUACGCACUGCAGGUUCGAAGGAUCUGAGCAGACGAGCGACGACUCUGUUCUCUUAAAGGUUCUCGUGUCACUGGAGGCAAUGAUCAAAUCCAAACAUUCUGAUAUCUUUUCCGAUUCGAUAGUAUAUGAGGUACUUCAAACCGUGAUGUCUUUGGCCUGCAAUAAGAAGCGCACCGAAGUGCUUAGAAAGGCGGCUGAGAUGUCAAUGAUGUCCAUCACUGUCAAAAUUUUUACCAGGUUGCGUUAUGUCGAGGCCACAGACUCCCAGAAGUACAUCAACGACGAGGACUUUUCCAAAAAGGUAUUAAAGGAUGACACUAUCGGAACCGGCAUCGAGGAUGCUGUAGAUGAAGCGGAAACAAAGGACGAGCUCUCUUCAACUGAGAGUAUAGAAGAGCAACCUAUCGCCGAAAUGCGGCCACAGUCUCUCGAAGAAAACUACGGCUUACCUGUCAUCAAGGACUAUCUCAGCAUUCUGAUCUCAUUAAUCAUGCCCGAAAAUCAGUACAAGCACAAUAAUUCUACUAAAGUCUUCGGUUUAACUCUACUGAACAUAGCCGUUGAAGUCUCCGGUAACCUAUUCCCAAAUCAUCCCAUGCUUUUCACUUUGAUUUCUGAUCCGAUUUUCAAAAACGUUCUAUUUAUCAUACAAAACACUGACAAGUUGUCUCUUUUACAGUCAGCACUGCAUUUAUUCACUACUUUGGUCAUAGUCAUGGGAGAAAACUUGCAAAAACAAAUUGAAUUGACCUUUGAAAGUAUAUUCGACAGUCUCCAAGGGGACAAAAGCACAAGCUCGAGACCUAGGACGUCAGCUGCCAAGGAACUAAUAAUCGAACAGAUAUCCAUUCUCUGGACAAGAAGUCCUUCCUUUUUCACUAAUUUGUUUGUGAACUAUGAUUGCAACCUCAAUAGGUCUGACCUUGCAACAAAGGUCCUCAGUUCCCUCACUAAACUGGCCCUUCCUGAAUCAGCUCUUACUACAGCAGAUAGUGUUCCACCCAUAUGUCUGGAGGGACUGAUCUCCUUCAUCGACAACAUGUAUGACAUUUUAAAAGGCGCUAAUAGACAAGUCUUGGACCAGAGUUCCAUGAUAGAAGCCCUUAAGGAACGCGCUAAGAAGACAGAGUUCAUUAGAUGUACGGAUGCAUUCAAUGAAAAACCCAAAAAAGGCAUUGCCCUUUUGAUAGAGAAUAACUUCAUCAACUCAAGCUCCGAGAAUGAUAUUGCCAAGUUCUUGUUUGAAGAAAAUGGAAGACUUAACAAGAAGGCUAUUGGUGAACAUUUGGCUAGCCCGGAGAGCCUUCCGCUUUUGAAAAAGUUCAUCGAACUAUUUGACUUUAAAGAUUUGCGUAUAGACGAAGCAAUUCGUAUCAUGCUAACUAAAUUUAGGCUUCCAGGUGAAUCUCAACAAAUUGAACGCAUUGUUGAGACCUUUUCGGCUUCCUACGUGGAAGCUCAAGAAUACGAUCCUCAAAAAGCUGAUCAAAAUAUCGAGAAUGAUUAUGGCACAGUGCAGCCCGAUGCCGAUUCUGUUUUCAUACUGAGUUUUUCUGUUAUCAUGCUCAACACCGAUCUUCACAAUCCACAAGUUAAGAAGCAUAUGACCUUUGACGACUACACAUACAAUCUAAAGGGAUGCAAUGAUCAAAAAGAUUUCCCAAUGUGGUACCUAGACAGAAUAUUCUGUUCUAUCAGAGACAAAGAGAUAGUGAUGCCAGAAGAGCAUCAUGGAACCGAAAGGUGGUUCGACGAUGCGUGGAAUAAUCUGGUGUCCUCGACAACUGUCAUAACUCAAACAACGGUCAACUCGAUCACCAAAGAACCAGUACUUGAUCAAAAAGCAGCUCUUCAAUUCGAUAAAGCAAUCUUUGAAAUUGUCGGGGACUCGAUAGUGAAAACCUUAUUCAAGAUUUUUGAGGUAGCUUCCGAUGACCAUAUCAGUACACGUAUGUUAACGAGCAUUGACAAAUGCUCGCGCAUAGCCUCUUUCUUUGAGCAAAGAGAGCUUUUCAACACUAUUCUCGAAACAAUUGCUAAAUCGACCCUUCUGACCAAACAGUCUUCGAAGCAAUCUUCAGGUCUUCAAGAUAUGAAUGAAAUACCUGUUGUUCAAAUCAAUCUGGAGGAGUCUAAAGAGGUACUGACUGUAAGCAGUUUAUCCGUUCGAUUCGGUAGGGACUUCAAGAGUCAACUAUGCAAUGUUGUGCUGUUUAGAAUCUUACAGCAAAAUGACUACUCCGACAUGGUUGGUGAUAAUGUGUGGACCUUGGUAGUUGAAAUAUUGCUAAACUUGUUUGAAAACUUCCUUAUUUCGCCAGAUGUUUUCCCUGAUCUUCAGAAAACCUUAAAGAUUGGAAGGCUACCAAGACCGGCCCCAGAGUACUCGAUUAAUAAAUCGAAGAUAAACAAAGGUCUUCUUUCUACUUUUGCAUCCUAUUUGAAAGGUGAUGAAGAACCUACCGAUGAGGAGCUAAAAUAUUCUUUGAGCGCAUUGGAAUGCAUAAAGUCCAGCAGAGUUACUUCCUCAAUUUUUGGCAACGAGAAUAACGUCAUGGGCCCGCUGGUUUCGGUGCUGUUGAAGUCAGUGCCAAUGCAACCUUCUUCGGAAAAUAGCAGAUACUUCGAGUCCGAGAUUUUGUUUAUUAUGGAAUUGGCUUUAGCCUCUUACUUAUUCUGCAAAGACAACAAAGAUGUUGGAAGAGCAGUCCUCUCGAAAUUGAAGGACAUCUCGGCGCUCAAGGAUGGAACAAAGGCAUUCAAGCAACGUAUUUCGGCUUACAAGCUUCUUCUGGUCUCGGUUUUGGACGAGCCGCAAGCAAUAACAGACUUAAUCAAUAAUGACGUGCUCGCAGAGAAAGAGAUUUAUAAUUCCGAAUUCUUCGUCAGUGAGCAGGGCUUUGAAAUGCUGCGGAUGAUACUUUCUCUCACCGAAAUUGAGAACUACAACGCAGUAUUGUUGCAGGACGAUGGGUUCUGGAAAAUACUUCGUCUUUUUGCAGCUACUGAAGGCCACACAUUUACCGUUUUCGAAUUUUUGGACAAUUCGAUCUUGAAAAAGGAGCACACGGUAAUGCCUACCAAUUUUCUAUCGGUGCUUGGUCUCCUGGACGAGAUUUCAAGUGUCGGCGCAAUGAGUGGAGAGUGGGAGGAACACAAUGAAAAGCUGGCUGCAAGUGGGCAAAAGCCUCGAAAUGAAAACCCUUACCAGGAUGCUGUCGAAUUAUCUUUGAAGUCAAUUAACGCGACCUCUCGGUUGUUGGACUUGAAACAUUCUGAACUCUUCAGCCAACGUGAGCUAACCGGCUUGCUUCAAGCUCUUGCUCAUCAAUGCUAUAAUCCUUGUUUCCAGCUGAGAAGCUAUGCCCUCAGCAUGUUGGAUGGAGCACUUUCGAAGCAUCUUGACAUGUUUUCAAAAGCAAUGGCCGUGUCUGAAAUCUUCGAAAACGGUCUUUUGGCUAUUAUGGAAGGCGAUAAGAAACGUGCCUACGUCCCCGACAUUAUGGCCUUAUUCUCAAAAGUUUACAUCCACUACUUGAAUAACGGGACGGGAGAUAAUGAGACCUUCUUGAAGUUAAUGAAUAUUUUCGACAAGUAUGUUGAUGAUCCGGCCGUGGAGAAGACCUUGCGAGACCUUCUUACAGAGAAGAAGCAGUUUGACAAAACAUCGAGUUUUGCAAAGGACGAUACUGAUGGAGAACCGCAGAAAGAACUUGGCCCUGCUAUUAGCAGCGAGUAG